Callorhinus ursinus (northern fur seal) is the source of this 3589-nucleotide messenger RNA. It is a transcript of the gene IQCH, whose product is annotated as IQ motif containing H. Lineage: Eukaryota; Metazoa; Chordata; Mammalia; Carnivora; Otariidae. The record is from RefSeq and is a predicted model, not a curated record.
CUGGAGACCGCUCCUCCUUCGGGAGGUAGUCCUCCCCGGCCCUAGCCAUGGCACAGGAGACUGAAAGCUACGACCCCAUCGGAACCAUCCUAAUCCAGGUCCAUGAAGACCUUUAUCAGUUAAAGGAGAAAUUAACAAAUUUCUCACUUGAGGAAAAAGGAGAGGCUCUAAACAUUCAGAAUCUUGAAACUGCAAUCAAAAGGACGGAAAUGGGGUUGAAAAUUCACAUCGAGAAGUAUUUAAAUGUUGUAAACCAUCAUGUGUUAACGACUCCUAUUGAUGACAAUAAUUUAUAUUCUCCUCAUGCUUCCAAGUGGUUGCUUCCAGCUGUAAUUGAUCAGAAAUCAUUUAUUUUCCCUCUAGAAUCUGAGGGUAGACUUUGGCAAACCCAAAGACAACACAGUACAUUUCCACAUGCCUUUCCGAGAAUAAAGCGAAAGAUAGGGUUGAAUGUAAAAAUCAUGCAGGAUCCUGAAAACAUCCACCACAGAGCUGCUGUAAAUGUGAACUACGGAAUCAGUUUGCCAUAUAUUAAUCAGAGAAAAGCCUGUGUGAAGGUUCAGAAGUUAAUGAAAGGGUCUACCAUAUCCAACCUCACCGUUCUACCAGCCUCGCAUCGCACGGAUCCCUACUUCACACCCAUACCUGUCCUACAAGCAGAUGCCAGGAAAGGGAUUUUAAAUAUGAUUGAACGAGGACUGAUUCCACCGACAGCAAGGAUUACCUUUCAGAACCCACCCAUUAUCCCGAGAGCAGCUCCUCUGCAUAAUUUUGAUGAAGCACGUAAGAUCCCAGCUGCCGCCCCUUUCGCUACACUUCAGAAACCACAGCCGAUUCCAGUGGAAGCAAAGAAGUUCUCUUCCAAGAAACAAAGAUCAAAGGGGAAAGGCAAAAGGUCAAGAAGUCAUCAUGAUAGGAAGAUCAUGAAAGUCGCAACACCUUCGAGAAUUGUGAAAUCACCAUGGGAUUUUGAUUUUUUUAUUUAUAAUGGUGUCAUAGACAAGACAGCCCCGGACUUCUUAGCAUUCAAGGAACAUUUUAAUUUAUCUUGGGGAAGUAUUUUUUCCCUCUUGGAACACAUCGAGAAGUUUCUCAGGGACUAUGCAAUACCAGAAGUUAAAAUAAAAGGGAACAAUUUGGUAGCCUUCCUUCCGGAGUUUGAGCUGAAGAAUAAACUUACCAGAUAUGACUUUCUCUCACUGUUAGAGAACCCACUUCGUAUCCAGAUGAUGUUAAAUCUUCCAGGGCAAAGGUACAAGGGCCAAGAUGGAAGGUCAGAGGCUGCCAACAAGAUCCAAGCCACAUGGAAAUGCUUCAAGGCAAGAAAAUUCUUCCUCAUCUAUCGCCAGCAGAAGUGGGCAUCGGGUGUGAUUUCCAUUGCGUGGCUCUUACAUUGCCAUAAGACCCGAGUGAAGAAGAUCCUGAUGGAAUCACGUGAGAGACACCUGGAGAAUUUCCGUAUCCGAGCCAAGCAUCUGGCAGCCAACUGGAAUCGCAUCAGGACCUCCAGGAGGACUAUUAUCCAUAUCCCAUCAUUAGGAUAUUCUCUGCCUGUGAGACAAAAUAUGGACGACUUCAACACGCAACAGAACAUGCAGCUGGGGAGGCUGUGUGACAUCUUAGAUGCCAAUGUGAGUGUCAUCUACAUCUGCUCCAUUCAGAUGAACGACGAAUUACUGCGGUAUUACAAUAAAAUCCUGAGUCUACAGGCGGCUGUCAAAUCGGGGAACCUUGAGGAUAGAAGUGACCUGCAGGGCAGGUUCAAAAUUAUCACCCCUGAAGCUAUAAACAUCUUCCCUAAGCAUCAUAUGUGCCUGGCCACUUACCUGAUGUACAGUCCCAAGGCGAUCAAAAGAAUAAAAAAUCUCAUCCAAGGAAAAGAGGCCUACAUUGUCAGCGGGCUCCUCCACAGAGAUGAUUUGGCCGUGGCGGAUAUGUUAAACUUACCCAUCCUGGGUCCAGAGCCUGAAAUAGCUCAUCUUUACAGUAGCAAGUCUGGAAGCAAAUGGGUCUUUGAGAGUGCCAAUGUGCCAGUCCCUCCUGGAGUGUAUGGCAUCUAUUGUCACCAACAGAUGCUAGAACAGCUGGGUCAUCUGGUCACAGAUCACCUGGAAAUCCAACGCUGGCUCUUUAAAAUGGACUAUGAGUUUGGAGGAAACGGGACUGCAUAUUGUGACAUUCCUUCCCACCUACAGUGCUACAAGUGGUUCCUACAGGAGAGGGGCAGAUACGGCCAGGAGAACUGGAGGAAGAAAUGGGCACAAGAGCCAGCUUUGGUGAAGAUCUCCGAGGAGCUAGCGGGCAUUUUAGCACAGCACGCGCAGCCAGUCAAUGAGAAACGGUUCCCGACGUGGAGGAAAUUCCUCCAAACGUUUCUCAGUCAAGGAGGCACGAUGGAAGCAUUCCCACCUGCAGAAAGUGUCACCAACCUGACAGUGGACAUGCUGAUCGAGCCCAAUGGAGAAAUCAGAGUGCUGUCCACGGGGGACCAACUUCAUGCAGAAGGCCCCUUCAUCUCUACUGGUACCACCAUGCCUCAGACCUCGGUGGAUCCCCAAGUUCUCAGUUCUUUGUGCCUCAAAAUUGGAAAUGCUUGUAAAAUGAGAAAUGUGGUUGGUUACUUUUCCAUAGACCUGGUGACAUUUAUUGAUCCAACCACCUUGGAACAGCAGGUGUGGGCAACAGGCCUCAGCCUCUCCUACAGUGACCAGCUGGCCCUGACUCAGCUCACCUUAUACCUGACCAACGGCCAUCUGGAUUGCAGUCUGAGCGCCCUGAAAGUGCCCUUUGUUCCCAAGAAAGAGAAGAAAAUGAGCUGCCUUAAUGCCCUCUCAGUGCCGGCAUCAGCAACCAUUCGCUAUGCAGUGAUGACUACCCAGCUGAAGCACAACAAUCUCUCGCUGGUUUUCCACUAUGUUUUCCUCCAGAUGUGUAAGGCCCAUGGCAUCGGCUAUGACAUUGAGGACAGACAAGGAACUAUUUUUAUAUUAUAUGAACACCUGAAAAGAGACAAGUUGGGAAUGUUAACAAUCGGUGAAGAUCUCCAGGGGGUCCUCAUGACCUUUGCUCGAAAUCUCUUCAUCAUCCAUCAAGAAAUAUCAGCACCUAAUAUGCAAGGCGAGACCAAUUUUAAGACGGCCAUUGACGACAUUGAAGCCAUUCUAGGAGUAACAGAGGAAAACAAAAUAAGAUUUGAAGAAGAGCUAAAACAGUUCAAAGAUGAUAAAAACCUCUCUAAACCUGAUAAAUGAAUGUUCCUGGAAUACACUGCUGAUUUUGGAUUCUAAUCUGGAGUCAAAAAAAGGCAACAUUCUUCUUGCUGUUAAGAAUAAAAGUGGGGAGUGGAGUUAGUUUGCUUUGUUUGCUAGAAGGUGUAUCAAAACAGAUUAUAAUGUAAUGCUCUUUUUUAAAAAAAUAUUUAUUAAGUGAUCUUAUGUUGCUUAUUAAAUUAAAACCUAUUUGUGCCUUUACUUGAGAGUGUCGAACAAUCGCUUCUUCUUCCAGAACUCAGGAAGAAAUAAUCUAACAAGAAAGUUACAAGUCUUACUGAUAUCACUUCUGUACCCACCUCUUUAUGAAUUUCAGGAUU